AUGUCUUUCCUUCGUGUAUCUACAAGGGCUCUACCGGCCAAUCUGCUCCCCCGCCAGCACAUCGCCCGCCGCACCAUUGCAACAGCAAGCAAGAAGGAAUGGCUAUGCAUUAUUCCUGAUACACCUGAGGGUCCCGAACUGAGAAAGAAAGUUCGAGCGACUCACAUGGAAGGAGUCGGCCCUCUCGUCCAGGCGGGAAAGCUAGUCGCAGGUGGUGCGAUGUUGGCCACUCAUCCCGAGGAAGGCAAAGAUCUGUCAUUCAAGGGCAGUAUGCUUGUGUAUAUGGCUGAAAACUUGGAGGAAGUCCACCAGCUUAUUAACGGCGAUAUCUACGCUAAGAGCGGCGUUUGGGAUUUGGGGAAGGCCCUUGUUGUCCCGUAUCUGUCGGCUGUGAGGGAACCUUUGAAGAAGGAGUAG
Messenger RNA from Aspergillus luchuensis, 417 nucleotides. RefSeq names its product YciI family protein. The coding region runs from base 1 to 417 and encodes 138 amino acids. Lineage: Eukaryota; Fungi; Ascomycota; Eurotiomycetes; Eurotiales; Aspergillaceae. The transcript is spliced from 4 exons. The record is from RefSeq and is a predicted model, not a curated record.